GCAUUAUCGCUCGCGCUGAACUCCAAAUUCUAAACCCUAAAUCAUAGCUAGUAAUAAUUAGUAUUUCAUCGUCAGUCAUGGCUAACGUCAAGCUCAUUUCCCUCCUCCUCGUAGCUUCCUUCGCCAUCAUCAUCCAAACCGCCAUCUCCGGCGACCCCGACAUCCUCACCGACUUCAUCGCCCCUCCAAACGCCACCGUCGACGGCUCGUUCUUCACCUUCACCGGCUUCGGCUUGCUGGUCAACGGGACCCAGCUCCCGGCCGACAAGUUCAAAGUAGUGAAGGCCACCAUGGCCGAGUUCCCGGCCCUCAACGGCCAGAGCGUCUCCUACGCCACGCUCCUCUUCCCCAAUGGGACCGCCAACCCUCCCCACACCACCCACGCGCCGCCGAGCUCCUCUUCGUCGUCGACGGCGAGCUCCAGCGCCGGCACGGUGUCGCUUCCCGGUACGCUGUUCGCCACCGGCAUCGACGACGCCGUCUUGGCCAAGUCGUUCAAGACGGAUGUUGGUGUCAUUCAGAAGCUCAAGGCUGGCCUUGCCGUCAAGCCCUAAUUAAUAUGUCUAAAAAUAAUUUUAUACGUGGAAUGUGCUGCAGUGAUUUUCUGCCAUUUUGUGUUUGCUUUAUUCUGAUCCGAUUAUGAAUGAAUAAACCACCGGAGU
Messenger RNA from Linum trigynum, 662 nucleotides. NCBI's taxonomy places the organism in Eukaryota, Viridiplantae, Streptophyta, Magnoliopsida, Malpighiales, Linaceae. The record is from the annotation of a GenBank genome assembly.